Messenger RNA from Theobroma cacao (cacao), 2846 nucleotides. Its product is annotated as FtsJ-like methyltransferase family protein. Gene Ontology annotation, cellular component: nucleolus; preribosome, large subunit precursor; nucleus. Gene Ontology annotation, molecular function: rRNA (uridine-2'-O-ribose)-methyltransferase activity; rRNA (guanine) methyltransferase activity. Gene Ontology annotation, biological process: rRNA methylation; maturation of 5.8S rRNA from tricistronic rRNA transcript (SSU-rRNA, 5.8S rRNA, LSU-rRNA); maturation of LSU-rRNA from tricistronic rRNA transcript (SSU-rRNA, 5.8S rRNA, LSU-rRNA). NCBI's taxonomy places the organism in Eukaryota, Viridiplantae, Streptophyta, Magnoliopsida, Malvales, Malvaceae. The record is from RefSeq and is a predicted model, not a curated record.
ACCUCACUUCCUAUUUUCUCCCCUUCUUCUCCUUGCUCAGAUAUUUUCCCUUCUUAUUCGAUCCGAGUGAAGAAAGGAUAUGGGUAAAGUGAAAGGAAAGCAUAGGUUAGAUAAGUACUACCAACUUGCCAAGGAACACGGCUACCGUUCCAGAGCAUCAUGGAAGCUAGUCCAACUCGACUCCAAGUUCUCCUUUUUAAAUUCUGCCCACGCCGUCCUCGACCUCUGCGCCGCCCCUGGUGGUUGGAUGCAGGUUGCUGUCCAGAGAGUUCCUGUUGGCAGCCUCGUACUCGGUCUCGACCUUGUUCCCAUCGCCCCAAUACGAGGUGCCAUCGCCCUCCAACAAGACAUAACCAAAUCCGAAUGUAAGUCCAAAAUUAAACGGGUCAUGGAAGAGCAUGGGGCCCCGGCUUUUGAUGUGGUUUUGCAUGAUGGAUCCCCUAAUGUUGGUGGAGCCUGGGCUCAGGAGGCAAUGAGCCAAAAUGCUUUGGUUAUUGAUUCUGUUAAGCUGGCUACCCAGUUCUUGGCUCCCAAGGGCACUUUUGUUACUAAGGUUUUUAGGUCCCAAGACUAUAGUUCUGUUCUCUAUUGUCUCAAGCAGUUAUUUGAAAAGGUUGAGGUCGAUAAACCCGCAGCUAGUCGUUCAGCAUCAGCUGAGAUUUAUCUUUUGGGCCUGAGGUAUAAAGCCCCUGCAAAGAUUGAUCCACGUCUUCUUGACGUCAAGCAUCUAUUUCAGGGAUCAGUAGAACCACAGAAGAAGGUGAUUGAUGUACUUAGGGUAACAAAACAAAAGAGACACCGUGAUGGUUAUGAAGAUGGAGAGACAAUCUCAAAGAAGGUGUCUACAGCUGCUGACUUCAUUAGGUCUGACUCUCCUCUUGAAAUCCUAGGUUCAGUUACUUCCAUAACCUUUGGCGAUCCAGCUUCAUUGCCUAUUAAGGAUCACAGUUCUACCACAGAAGAGAUCAAAGCUCUUUGUGAUGAUUUGCGUGUUUUGGGAAAGCAAGAUUUCAAGUGCCUUUUGAAGUGGCGGUUGCAAUUGAGAAAAGCUUUGUCUCCUUCAGAAAAGGCUACUUCUUCCACCCCUGCCACAGAUGUUGACAAAGGGGAAGAAGAGAACGAAGAUGAUAAAUUACUCAAUGAAAUGGAGGAGCUCACAUAUGCUAUGGAACGUAAGAAGAAAAGAGCAAAGAAGCUUGUAGCAAAAAGACAAGCUAAGGAUAAAUCACGGAAGGCAACAGGAAUGCAAAUAGAUGCCUUGGAAGAUGGUUAUAUUGAUCAUGAGUUGUUUUCUUUGUCUUCAAUCAAGGGUAAGAAAGAUCUAGCAGCAGUUGACUCCACUGAGUAUGAUGAUGGGAAUAAUGACUUAAGGGGUAGCAAAGAUGAAGAAAACCAGGACAAAACUGAAGAGGAGUCAUCCAGUGAUAUUGAUUCUGAUGAAGAACGCAGAAGAUAUGAUGAACAAAUCGAAGAGAUUCUUGAUCACGCUUAUGAACAGUAUGUGGCCAAAAAGGAUGGAAGCACAAAGCAGAGGAAGCGUGCAAAAGAAGCCUACUCUGACCAGUUGGAGGGUGGUGAUGGUGAUGAUAUCAUUCUUUCUGAUCAUGAUUCAGACAAGGACGAGGCUGAUCCUGAAGCAAAUCCUCUCUUGGUACCACUGGAUGAUGGGGAAGGACCAACUCAGGAGGAGAUUACAAACAGGUGGUUUGGUCAGGAUAUUUUUGCUGAAGCUGUAGAGCAGGGAGAUUUAGGGAAGUAUGACAGUGAUGAUGCAAUGGAGGUUGAUAACCAAGUGGACAGGCUACCUGUUCCUGAGAGGGCCAAAGAAAAGAAAAGGCAGGAUGAAAGACAAAUCGCUGACAAGGUCAAGGAAAAGAAAACAAACAAUGCUUCGGGCCUCAAUCGUAGUCAACUCCAGGCUCCUAGGGCGGAGGAUGAUUUUGAGAUUGUCCCUGCUCCAGCUACAGAUUCUAGUGAUGAUUCGUCUUCAGAUGACUCAGAGGAAGAAGAUGUUGAUACAAAAGCUGAGAUAUUGGCUUGUGCGAAGAAGAUGCUCAGGAAAAAGCAAAGGGAGCAAAUUCUUGAUGAUGCCUAUAAUAAAUAUAUGUUUGAUUAUGAGGGUUUACCCAAGUGGUUCUUAGAGGAGGAGAGGAGACACCACCAACCAAUUAAGCCUGUUACGAAAGAAGAGAUUGCUGCAAUGCGAGCACAAUUCAAAGAGAUCAAUGCUCGACCUGCUAAGAAAGUUGCAGAGGCAAAGGCUAGAAAGAAGCGGGUAGCAAUGAAAAAGCUUGAGAAGGUUCGACAGAAAGCAAAUAGUAUAUCAGACCAAACUGACAUCUCUGAUCGGUCAAAGAGGAAGCAAAUUGAACAACUAUACAAGAAGGCUAUGCCCAAAAAGACCCAAAAGGAAUAUGUGGUUGCGAAGAAGGGCGUACAAGUCAAGGCUGGCAAAGGGAAAGUCCUUGUCGAUCGGCGGAUGAAAAAGGAUUCGAGGGCACGCGGAAUGGGUAAAUCAGGAAAAGGUGGUUCAAAGAAGGGAAAGAACGGAAAAGUUAGGAAAGGCAAAGGAUCCGUUAAGGCUUCAGGGAACAAGGAAAACAAAGGGAAAAAAGGUGUGCGCGCAUGACUGAACAAUUGAAGUUCUGAUGGAUACAUUUCAGAUAAAAUUGAAGAUGAACAACAUAUACAUUUUUGUUUUGUUCUUUAAAAUAUUUUAUCCAUUUUGUUGGGGUUGAUUGAUAAAAUUAAGUACGAUGUUUUGAUGUUUUGAGUAUUGAUUCAAGGUGUAAUUGUGAUGAAUGAGGAGCUGUAGAUGUUUUACAGUCCCGAAAAUUUUCCUUCUA